Messenger RNA from Zasmidium cellare ATCC 36951, 1158 nucleotides. RefSeq lists its product as uncharacterized. The coding region runs from base 1 to 1158 and encodes 385 amino acids. Gene Ontology annotation, biological process: adenylate cyclase-activating G protein-coupled receptor signaling pathway. The transcript is spliced from 3 exons. Gene Ontology annotation, cellular component: plasma membrane. Gene Ontology annotation, molecular function: G protein-coupled receptor activity. The record is from RefSeq and is a predicted model, not a curated record. NCBI's taxonomy places the organism in Eukaryota, Fungi, Ascomycota, Dothideomycetes, Mycosphaerellales, Mycosphaerellaceae.
AUGCCACUGUUACUGGUUGUCGCGAUACCGACUUUCGUUUGCUCUCUGCUCUCUCUCAUCGCUGACACCAUAUUUGCGGUCUUCUAUUAUGCGCUGCCUCCGGAGAGACACUACCGUCAAGCGCUGAUUGUGAACCUGCUAAUAGCUGAUUGGAUCAAUGCGCUUAACAACACCAUCUCUGGCGCUGUUGCGCUGUCCCGACGCAAUGAGGAGAGUCAGCUCACCAGGGGCCCAGCUUGCACCGCGAACGGAUACAUUGGACAAUUCUCCGUGCAGGCGAUAGAUUUCAACAUCUUGAUCAUCUCCUUCGCAGUGCUGCUCACUGUUCGCCAGAGUUCUAUCACAAUGGAGCCCCCUUGGUGGGCAGUCGUGCUUAUCUGUAUCUUGCCAUGGAUACCCUCCUUGAUUACUAGCAACAUUGCCCUCGGCCUUGAUGCAUAUGGCCCGGUCAGUGGCAACUGGUGCUGGAUAAAGCCCAAUCUUGUGCUGCGAUAUACGCUUACCCAUGGCUGGAGAAUUGCCAUCUUCUUUUUAACGAUAGGCAUCUAUACCUAUGUUUACCUCUACUUGAAGCGAGUCUACGGCAAACUCAACCUCAGCACAGACAGCAGCGCAACACAGGAUGAUCUGGACCUCAACAUGGCCGAAGAACUACCCAACAUCAAACAGCCGGCACACGGCCACGUCCGUACAUUCUCCGUCGCCACGAACCACGACAGCGACGAACAACCACUUUCGCCAACCCUCAGACGUGGUGGCCCCAGCACCGAUGGCAUUGCGCCGUCCAGUUCUCAGGUUGCAAUGAUUGGGAGGAAGUCACACGGCGAUAUCCAGCGGGUCAAUACUCUCGGAAAUACGCAGGCUGCUGCAAGGAAGAAAGCAUUGCGGAAGAUGCUGCUCUUGAACGGUUACCCCAUACUUUACGUCAUUCUCUGGAUCCCUGGCAUCGCAAACCGUAUUGUUGAGACUGUUGGCGAGUCGCCAGUAUGGCUCAAAGCUCUCCAGGCGUCAACGCAGCUCGUGGGGUUUGCCAAUGCCCUCACGUACGCCUGGAACGAGCAGUUGUCCAAGAGGGUCAAGAGUCGAUGGGAAUUCAUGCGAAGGACGAACCGGCGACCCACAGUUCUGCCCUCGAGGGAUACGACUGGUUUCGUCUAA